GUGCUGUGUGGAAAAGGAGCGCGCAGUGCGCGCGGCACCGACAGCAACAGGAUGACGUGCGAUCAGGUGGAGCGAAGCAGAUCUGCUGCUCAGAAGCGGCUCUGAACUACGAACCGUUUCAUUCCCUGAACAUCUGAAGUAAAGCACCGGAACCGGGCGCACUGCCGCCGUUCGUGUCGGUCUCGGUUCGCAUGAGGAUCACGGCUGCUCUUAUGGUUUCUAGGCAAACCAGGAACGUUUUCCAGGAUCUAUAAGAAGUGCUCUGGUGUGACAGACGCGUGAUGCUGUGCUUUCUGCUGCUGACGUUGCACUGGACGACGGUCACUGCGGCACUGCAUCCGUCCACACGCGCCGCUGCCGCCGCCCUGCAGGAGGAUGGGUCAAGGCCGUACAUUUACCACUGCCGAUCACCCAACAUGGAGGUCUUCACCUGCUGGUGGCGUCCGAUCAAUAAUCAGGACAACGUCACCUACACGCUUCAGUACAGCACGGGGAACGGCGCUCCUCACGACUGUCCCGAUUACGUGAGCGGCGGCAUCAACAGCUGCUUCUUCGACACCAAACACACUCAGAUCUGGGAGAUGUACUGCAUGAAAGUGACGGCUCACACCGGCACGGGGUCGCUGACCUCUCCGAGACACUGCCUGGACGUGGCUGAUAUAGUGGAGACCGACCCGCCAUUUAACCUGUCCUACAUCAUGCUGAACGAGAGCCACUGUGGAUCCUGUCGCUCCAUCAUGCUGUCCUGGAUGUAUCCGGUCGAGACGCAGGUGCGGGAGGGAUGGAUUACGCUCAUCUACGAGCUGCGCUACAGAAACCUCGCUCAGCCAGACACCUGGAAGAUGAAGGAGCGUUUGCGGGAGCCACAUGUUGAGUUGUUGGAUCUGCCGGUGGGAACGCAUGAGUUGAUGGUCCGAUGCCGCUCCGCCAACAGCAAACACUGGAGCGCAUGGAGCGAGUCCAUCAGCAUCAGCAUCAUCGGCAGACCUAUGUCCGAUCACAUGUUGGUCUUAAUCCUGGUGACCAGCCUCAGCGUCGUGGCCUUCCUCAUCGUCGGUUUUGGGUUCAUUCCACGAGGAAAGAGAAUCAAAGCGUUUCUCCUGCCACCGAUUCCCAAACCGCGCAUCCGAGGGCUCGAACCCGUUCUGCUGAAGAAUGGGAAGAUCGAUGAGAUCAAUCAUCAUUUCUCCAGUUUUCACGGCUAUACGCCGCCUCAGUACUCUAUGGAGACGUGGUACCAGGUGAGCGUGGACACGUGUCCGGCUGUGACGCCCAACAGUGCCCCGUCUACAGAAGAGAACGCAGCAGUCGCUCGGUUCGUCUCCGGCCCCAACGGACAGCCGACCCUUCGGACGAGCUGCAGUCCUGCGCCUUACUGCCGCAGCGGCCCCGCCUCCUACUGCGAGGGAGCCACGCCUCCUCCAGCCCCUGGCCACACCCACCCGGAGCUCGUGUCUGUCCCAGGCAUGGACUACAGCAUGAUUCUAAACUCCGCCCCCGCGCAGCCGCCGUUGCAGGACUUCUACACGUGCGUCACCGGCGUGACGGCCAGCGGGGCGCUGCAUCUGGUGCCCUGCCUGCCCGACAUGCUGAAAAACACGCCAUAUGUGCAGUUCAAAGAGGACGGCAGUGCGGACAAGAGCGGCCAGUUGGUGGCGCUGCUGGAGAAGCAGAUGGAGGAGCUGCCCUGCGACUCCGACCCGAGCGAAGCUGCCGUGCCUUUGCUACCUCAUUCAUCAGACUGAGCCUAAAUCAGCGAACGCUCGGGACCUGCACACGCGACGUACAAUCACACACACACACCGUCCACUACUGACACAGUCGGUGCGGGUUUGUCUUGAAAUACAGAAUAACGACUGCCGUUUAGGUUCAGAGAAGUGCAAAUUGUUUUUUUAUGGAAUAUUUAAGUAUUCUAAAUUAUUCAUCGGUGCACAUCAUUAUUGUUUAAAAUUCACGUGUCUCGUAAUCUUGAAUCAGAAUAUCUUCUUCAUCUCUUCUCCUCUCUGAUGACGAGGGCGGGGCAACCUGUCACUCGCAUGAGAUCCACCAAUAGCAAACCACAACCAUCCAAUCAAUUCCCCACAGACAAAAUCAAGCCCCGCCCUACAUUUGUUCUUGUUUUCCACAAUAGGGAAGAAAAGACCAGCGCACCUUCCCUUCCACUUUAAGUGUCUAAAUCAUUCUUCAUCUGUGUGACUGAUGCUCAUGAUGGAUGAACAUUCAGUACCUGAUGUAAUUCUCGCAUUUGGACCUUUUUAUUUAUUGUUACAUGCAGAAAUU
Molecule: messenger RNA, 2280 nt
Organism: Megalobrama amblycephala (Wuchang bream)
Lineage: Eukaryota; Metazoa; Chordata; Actinopteri; Cypriniformes; Xenocyprididae
Product: growth hormone receptor-like
Exons: 9
Coding region: 282-1745 (487 amino acids)
Biological process (GO): cytokine-mediated signaling pathway
Cellular component (GO): external side of plasma membrane
Molecular function (GO): protein binding; cytokine receptor activity
Source: RefSeq, a predicted model, not a curated record